Aspergillus calidoustus is the source of this 582-nucleotide messenger RNA. The record is from the annotation of a GenBank genome assembly. Lineage: Eukaryota; Fungi; Ascomycota; Eurotiomycetes; Eurotiales; Aspergillaceae.
CACAGGCAAACCGAGAUCACGAGAACCAAGAAGAAUAUGAAAAUGGCCAUCAAGAUGCUCUCCAUUCUUUUCCUCUUCCUCUUCACCUUCACGCUCGCCGUCCCCUCCCAGGAAGCAUGCGUUCUCCUCGCAGCCUACACCCAGAACCAACUGACCAACAUCUUCCCCCUCCUCCAAUACAUGGCCAGCUCCCUCGAGGUGUCGAAUGAGCCCCGCGACCUAAUCAGUCCCCGGCAGUCCCAGUCGCAGGAACUCACCAACUACCUCAACGCGCUCUCCGACGCACUCACCCAAAUCGGUAUCGCGACGGGUUCGGCGUCCGAGCAGUUCCUCACAGAGAUCACGCAGGCGUGCGGAGAUAGCGCCUCUAGCCAGCAGAGCGAACUCGUGGAUCUCGAGGUCCGCCAGGAUAAGGCUCCCCUUGUGCAUCAGGUGUAUGCCUCUCUUUCCGUCGUCAUAAACAACUCACGUCGCCAUCACGACGGGCUCGCUGGCUUGCUUGGCGGGUUGUUGGACUCAGUUGGGAAUUUGUUGGGGGACCUUUUGGACGCUGUUGGCGAUCUGCUUGAUGGGCUUCUGUAG